Molecule: messenger RNA, 1479 nt
Organism: Lolium rigidum
Lineage: Eukaryota; Viridiplantae; Streptophyta; Magnoliopsida; Poales; Poaceae
Product: serine/threonine-protein phosphatase 6 regulatory ankyrin repeat subunit B-like
Molecular function (GO): protein binding
Source: RefSeq, a predicted model, not a curated record
AUGGCGCCGCAGACGCCUCUCUUCCCUCCCGCCGCCUUCGACCGCAGUGGCGGCCUCCCUCCCUGCGAACCCACCCGAUUCUCUUCCAACCCUACCUUCGACCAGGGCUUCCUCGCGGCGGCCUAUGAAGGCGACCUCCGCCUCGUCAAGAGUACGCGCCCCCCCUACGCCGGCGAUUAUGUCCUUCAUUUUCCUGCCCUCCUCUGUUUCCGCGCUGAUUUUAUUUAUCCUUCUGCAUUUCAGGGGCGGUGAGGAGUGGGCAGAGGGGCGGAAGGCCGUCGCCUCGCCGAGAAGCUGGGGGCGGUCAGGGACGGCUACGGCACUGGCUUGUUGCACACCGCCGCCCUAGGCGGCAGCCUGCCCGUCUGCCGCUACCUGGUCGAGGACCUCCUGCUGGAUGUCAACGACGUUGGCCCAGGGGGCGAAACACCUUUCACCUUUGCUAUUGCCAAUAAGGAUGUGGAUUUGGUGCGCUACUUCCUUGAUCAAGGUGCUGAUGUACACAAGGGCACCGACACUGGCAGUCCUCCUCUCCAUCUUGCUGCCGGAGAAGAAGGAAGCUGUGAAAUAGUAGAGCUCUUACUAUCCAAAGGAGCUGAUGUUGAUGCAGUACAUUUUGGUGGGACAGCACUCCAUCUUGCUGCCCGUUUUGGGCGGGAUGAUAUCAUGAAGGUUUUACUGGACCACCAUGCAGACCAUACGAUAGCUUUGGGUGGUACUGGUUAUACAGUGCUUGUUCUUGCUACUAUUAUGGGCUCACUGAAAUGCGUGAAGGUCCUGCUUGAGGCUGGUGCUGAUGUGGAUGGUACUUGUAAAGAGACACCCUUAAUGAUCGCUACCACUCAUGGUUCAACUGCCAUCCUUAAGUGCUUAGUUCUGGCUGGUGCAGAUGCUAAUAUUCCUGACAGUCUAGGACGUGUUCCUAUAGAAAUUGCUGCCCGCUCUGGCAGGCGUGAAGAUGUUGAGGUUCUAUUUCCGGUCACUUCUCGUAUUCCUAGUGUACGUGACUGGAGUGUUGAUGGAAUCAUGAACCAUGUAAAAUCAGUGCGCCCAGCGAAGAAAGCGAUGCUUGCUAGUGCAAAAUUUAGAGCGCAUGGGGCGUUCAAGAAGGGGGACUAUCUUGUUGCAGCAAGAAUUUAUGCAGAGGCAUUGGAUCUUGACCCAGGCAAUGCAACCAUGCUUUGUAAUAGGAGCCUAUGCUGGCUUCGCUAUGGUGAUGCGAAGGAGGCCUUGAAGGAUGCUCAAGCGCUCAGGACGAUGCGACCUGGCUGCCCAAAGGCCUGUUAUCGUGAAGGGAGUGCUCUAAUGUUACUGAAGGACUAUAAGAAGGCAUGUGGUGCACUUCUUGAUGGUCUUAAACUGGAGCCAGAGAAUGUCGAGAUCGAAGAUGGGUUACGGGAGGCUUUGGAAUCCUUGAAGGUAGAUCGAGGCAGUAGCCAGCUCAACCAGCAUCGGUAUGGGAAAGGUGUACUUGCCUGA